CUCAUCCCUCCCCUCUCUCCCCCCCCCUUUUACAUCCUUGGAAGCCGCAAUUAAGCAGCUCCGCUAGGAUAAAACACUCCGGCAGCCAGCGGGCUGGGGCAUUGCGUCGAGAGAGAUGGCCAGGCUACGGACUCCUUCCUUCCUUCCCGGGGCUGUCACUGUCCUCCUGCUCUUCAGUCUCCCGGCUUCGUGGCAAGGAGGGGUCCCAGGUGCUGGCGUUGGAGUUCCCGGGCAAGGCUACUACCCAGGAGCUGCUGGCGUAGGAGGACUUGGUGGGGCAGGAUUUGGAGCAGGAGCAAAGCCCCCCAAACCAGGUGUCGGAGGGGUUGUCGGAGGCACUGGAGCACUAGGUGGUGGUGUCUAUCCAGGUGGCGCCUAUCCAGGAGGUGUCUAUCCAGGAGGUGUCUACCCAGGUGCCGGAAGCCCUGCAGCAGCAGCAGCAGCAGCUGCUUAUAAGGCAGCUGCCAAGGCUGGCGCUGGGGCUGGUGCAGGUACUGGUGUAGGCGUACCUGGAGCUGGCGUGGGUGUACCUGGAGCCGGUGUAGGCGUACCUGGAGGCGGCGUGGCUGUACCUGGAGGUGGCGUCUUGCAACCAGGAGCUGGCGGGGCUGGCGUUGGGGCCAAGCCUGGCAAAAUCCCUGGUGUGGGGAUCCCUGGCGUCUUCCCUGGAGGUGUGCUCCCUGGCACAGGGAUCCGUUAUCCUGGUGUAGGAGUCCUGCCUGGCGUUCCCACCGGAACUGGAGUGAAGCCAAAAGUUCCAGGGGCAGGAGGAGGAGCUGUCAACGGACUCUCUCCCUUCGGAGUCUUUGGAGGACAGCAGCCUGGGCUCCCACUGGGCUAUCCCAUCAAGGCACCCAAACUCCCUGGUAGCUAUUAUGGCCUCCCAUAUGGCGCUGGGAAGGGGCCUUAUGGAGGUGUUGGGCCGGGCGGCGUGUACGGUGGUGCCGGAGGGAAGGCCGGUUACCCAACAGGGACAGGUGUGGGAGCUCAGGUAGCCGCUGCAAAAGCAGCUGCCAAAUAUGGUGCUGGAGCUGUGCCCGGGGCAAUCGGAGUCCCUGGCGCUGGGGCCCUUGGAGGAGGCUUGGUGCCCGGUGCUGGUGUCCCAGGAGCAAUAGGUGCAGGUGGACCAGCGGCGGCAGCGGCGGCAGCAGCCAAAGCAGCAGCCAAAGCAGCAGCUUACGGUGGCCGAGUUCCAGGGACGGGCAUCGGUGGCGCUGGUGUCCCAGGGGUUGGGCCAGGUGGCGUAGUUCCUGGCGCCACACCUGGUGUUAUUGGAGUCGGCCCAGGAGGAACUGGGGUAGGAGGAGUGAGUCCCGCCGCAGCGGCAAAAGCAGCAAAGUAUGGUCUUAUUCCUGGUGCUGGCGUUGGUGGAGUUCCUGGUGCUGGUGUUGGUGGAGUUCCUGGUGCUGGUGUUGGUGGAGUUCCUGGCGCUGGAGUUGGUGGCGUUCCUGGUGCUGGUGUCGGUGGAGUUCCCGGUGCUGGAGUUGCUGUUCCAGGAGCUGGAGUGUCUGCAGCAGCGGCAGCAAAGGCAGCGGCAAAGGCAGCCGCCUACGGGGCUGGUGUGGUGCCUGGCUAUGGCGCCAUUGGUGGUGUGGCACCUGGUAGAGUCGUACCUGGUGGAGUCGCACCUGGUGGAGUUGUACCUGGUGGAGUCGCACCUGGUGGGUUAGUGCCAGGAAGCCCCGUGGCAGCUCAAGCAGCAGCAAAAGCAGCCGCCAAAGCAGCCAAAUAUGGAGCAGGAAGAGGCGUUGGCGGCAUUGGCGGUGUCGGCGGCGUUGUUGGCGGUGUCGGCGGCGUUGGUGGUGUCGGCGGCGUUGGUGGAGUCGGUGGCGUUGGCGGUGUUGGCGUUGGUGGCGUUCCUGGGGAGCAGCGGCAGCUAAAGCAGCAGCAAAGGCAGCUAAAUACGGUCGUGGGGCAGGUGUCUUUCCUGGCGGUGGAACGGGUGUCUUGCCAGGGGGCGGAACAGGCGUCUUGCCAGGGGGAGGCGUUGUGCCAGGUGUUCCUGGAGCAGGAAUCCCCCAAACUGGACUGCAACCAGGGGCCAAGCCACCUAAAUAUGGUGUUCCAGGAGCUGGGCUGGGUGGCUUUGGCGUACCAGGCUACGGUGGACGAGGAGGAUAUGGGGUCCCCGGCGCAGGGGGAGCGGGCCUUGGUGGAGCUGGAGCUGGAGGGCUGACGUACCCAGGAGCCGGUGGCAAACCUCCCAAACCAGGUUAUGGUGCUGGCAUUCCACAAGUUGCGGGCGGAGCUGGCUAUGGUUAUGGUUUGUCUCCUAUUUAC
Molecule: messenger RNA, 2280 nt
Organism: Podarcis muralis (Common wall lizard)
Lineage: Eukaryota; Metazoa; Chordata; Lepidosauria; Squamata; Lacertidae
Gene: ELN
Product: elastin
Molecular function (GO): extracellular matrix structural constituent
Source: RefSeq, a predicted model, not a curated record